Messenger RNA from Fusarium oxysporum Fo47, 1248 nucleotides. Its product is annotated as 14-3-3 domain-containing protein. The record is from RefSeq and is a predicted model, not a curated record. The transcript has 5 exons. NCBI's taxonomy places the organism in Eukaryota, Fungi, Ascomycota, Sordariomycetes, Hypocreales, Nectriaceae. Gene Ontology annotation, cellular component: cytoplasm. Gene Ontology annotation, biological process: signal transduction. Bases 170 to 1000 code for a protein of 276 amino acids.
AUCCAGUCACUGGUCUCUCUACCUUACCUUACCUCUACUCAUCCCUCUCCCUACGCGCCCCCCAACUCUCAACCUCAAAAAUUCAAUCUCUCACUCAACCUCUCUUCUCCCUGUCACGACUACUUCCACUUCCUUUUUUCUUAUCAAACAAUUCCCAAUAUCUUCCAAAAUGGCCACCGAGCGUGAAAGCAAGACCUUCCUGGCCCGCCUCUGCGAGCAGGCCGAGCGCUACGAUGAGAUGGUCACCUACAUGAAGGAGGUGGCUAAGCUGGGCGGAGAGCUCACCGUUGACGAGCGUAACCUCCUCAGCGUCGCCUACAAGAACGUUGUCGGCACCCGACGUGCCUCAUGGCGCAUCAUCUCCUCGAUCGAGCAGAAGGAGGAAUCUAAGGGCUCCGACAAGCACGUAUCCACCAUCAAGGACUACCGCAACAAGAUCGAGACCGAGCUCGAGAAGGUCUGCCAGGAUGUUCUCGAUGUCCUCGACGACUUCCUCAUCCCCAACGCCGCCACCGGCGAGUCCAAGGUCUUCUACCACAAGAUGAAGGGUGACUACCACCGUUACCUCGCUGAAUUCGCCUCUGGUGAGAAGCGCAAGGGUGCUGCUACCGCUGCCCACGAUGCUUAUAAGAGCGCUACCGAUGUUGCCCAGACUGAGCUCACUCCCACUCACCCCAUCCGUCUGGGUCUCGCUCUCAACUUCUCCGUCUUCUACUACGAGAUCUUGAACUCCCCCGACCGUGCUUGCCACCUCGCGAAGCAGGCCUUCGACGAUGCUAUUGCCGAGCUCGACUCCCUCUCUGAGGAGUCUUACCGCGACAGCACCCUGAUCAUGCAGCUCCUCCGCGACAACCUCACCCUCUGGACUUCUAGCGACAGCGCUGAGGGCGAGGCCGCUGGUGCUGCCGAUGCUCCCAAGAAGGAGGAGGGCGAGGCUGCCAAGCCCGCUGAGCCUGCCGCCGCCCCUGCUGAGGAGCCUGCGCCUGCUGCCGCCUCCUAAAUCUGUCAAUAAUCCCCCUCGAUACCACAUGCGUCUCGGCAUAUAGGAACCGAGACGUAUUCUUGCCCCGGUUACACUUGUCUGCCCCCGGACACACGGAUAGCUGGGCCUGUCUUGGGCGGGCUGGAUGAUAGUACGAGGCUUCUUCUUUUUGCGCGGUGCGUUGCUUUUUUCCCAUGGCGAUGGAGAGGGAGGAAUCACAAAGGGUCUGGUUUCUGGCAAGGGAGAGUGUACGGCGUGGACUCUUU